AAUUUCCUGAAGAUGAUAAUUUUAUAAAUAAUAUUCAUCAAAAACUUCAAAUUGAAAGUAUAGAUUGGGAUUUAACUAGAAUUAAACAAUAUUGGUCAAAUAAUAAUUAUGCAAAAAAACAAAAAAAACAAAAUCUUUAA
Molecule: messenger RNA, 140 nt
Organism: Funneliformis mosseae
Lineage: Eukaryota; Fungi; Glomeromycota; Glomeromycetes; Glomerales; Glomeraceae
Source: the annotation of a GenBank genome assembly